Molecule: messenger RNA, 3132 nt
Organism: Moesziomyces aphidis
Lineage: Eukaryota; Fungi; Basidiomycota; Ustilaginomycetes; Ustilaginales; Ustilaginaceae
Source: the annotation of a GenBank genome assembly
AUGGCCAAGGGCGGAGGCUCCCAGCUGUCGCAGCUCAAGUCCAAGCUCCACAGCUCGGGCGUCACAGACCGUCGUCAGCUCUCCAAAAAGUCGCGCUCGCGCAAAGGAGGCCAGGACGAGAAGGACGUUGCUGCGGCUCGUCUCAACAAGAUCAGCUCGAUCGUCUCCGGACUCAACCCGUUUGACCAGAAGGUGACCAAGCCCAAGCAUGAGGUGCUCGGUCGCAAGAUCAAGGGCGCCGUCGGUCGACCCGGCGCAGCCAAGGCUAGCGGUCUCGCACAGAGAAGAGAGGCUCUGCUGCCAGAGCUGCAGAGCCGCAACCGCACAAGCACCUUUGUCGACCGCCGAUUCGGUGAGAAUGACGCCAACAUGACUCCCGAAGAAAAGAUGCUCGAGCGUUUCGCCACCGAAAAGCAGCGAAGGGCGGCCAAGGGAGCCGCCUUCAACCUCAACGACGACGACGAUGUCCUCACUCACUACGGACAGUCCCUCAGUGGCCUCGACGAUCUCGCGGACAUCCGCCUCCCAGAAGACGACGACGAAGAGGUCAACACACAAAAGCGCGCUGACAAGCGCCAACCCAUGACGGUCAAAAGAUUCUACUGGAGAUUUCUGAUGGCAACCCCAAGCGCACUGUCGACCUUGUUCUCGUUCAUCCUCGAGACGUUCUCGCACCAGCAGAGCAGGAUGAGCAUAAUUGUACUAACGCACAUGGCAUGCUUCCUUCUUGCAGAUCCAGGACGGCUCACGGCUCAAGAUCAUUUUGGCGGCUUCGGCGAGAACGAGGACGGCGAAAAGUCCAAGGCGGACGUGAUGCGCGAAGUCAUCGCCAAGUCCAAAUUCCACAAGAUCGAACGUCAGAAGAUGAAGGACGCCGAUGAAGAGCUGCGAGAGCAGCUAGAUGACGAGCUCGCCGACAUCCGCGGCCUCCUUUACGAGCAGCAGGCCGUGCCAACACCAGCACCAGCUGCCGACCCCAAGGCCAAGGCCAAGCUCUCGGUCUUCCCCGGGCCCGCCACAGGAGCCAACGCCACUGCGGUCGCGGGCGCCAGUACCAGCGCUGUCGAAGGCGACGAAAAGCCGGCCAGCUCGUACGACACCUUUGUGCGCGAACUUGCCUUUGAGCGCAGGGCCAAGCCACAGGAUCGUCUCAAGAGCGAAGAGGAGCUCGCCGCCGACGAAGCACAGCGUCUGAUGAAGGCGGAGAAGGCGCGUCUGAAGCGAAUGCGCGGCGACAGCGACGACGAAGGUGACGACGAGGAUGCCGAGACAGGUGGCCGUCGCAAGCGCAAGAAGGGCGCAAGCUCGACAUCAGGACCCAAGCGCGCCGCACAGGCCGACGACCUCGAUGACGACUUUGAGCUGGACGGCUUCACAGCUGGCGAGGUGUAUGGCCUCGGUGCCGGCCUUGCCGAGAGCGGUACUGUCGACGAAAGCGAUGAUGAAGAGGAGGAUGACGACGAAGACGCAGAGAAUGACAGCGACGAGGAGGAUGCCGACGGGCAAUCCGCUGCUUCGGGCUCUGCCGAAGAGGACGAGGCCGAUGAUGACGACGAGGAUGAUUUCGCCGACCUCGCGGAUGCAGACGACGCCAUCCAAAUUGGCGAGGACGAAGAGUCGGAGCAGGAGGGCGACCACGAAGCGAUUACUGGCGGUACCCAGGCAGCGUCUUCCAGCAAAGUUAGCAAAGCCAGCUCCUCCUCCUCCAAGGCCAAGUCGGCACCUGUCACAGCCACCAAACUGCCCUUCACGUUUCCGUGCCCUGCGACGCACGACGAGCUGCUCAACCUUCUGGAGAAGCACGAGAUCGAGCCCAAGAACAUCCCCACCGUGAUCAAGCGCAUCCGCACUCUGCACCACGCGAGUCUUGCCGAGGACAACAAGUACCGUCUGCAGGCGCUCAUCGGGGUGCUCAUCGACCAUGCCCUGCACUGGGCUGGGCAGGCACAGGCCCACCAGGCCGACACGGGCGAGAAGCACAAGCUAGCGUUCGCGAUUGUCAACUCUCUCAUCCCGCACAUCUUCAGCCUCUCGCAGAGCUACCCGGCCACGGCGGCCGAGCACUUUGUGGGCAAGCUGGCGCUCAUGCAGCGCAACCUUUCGCGCGGUCUGGCAAAGGGUCCCACCGAUGCCGACGCACGCACCUGGCCCGGGCUGGCGGAGCUGACGCUGCUCAGGUUGGUGGGCACCAUCUGGCCGACUUCGGACAAGCAGCAUGCUGUGACGACGCCGCUGGCGCUGCUGGUCGCGCAGUACCUGGGUCAUGCGCGCAUCCGCUCCGUGAGCGAUCUGGCGUCGGGACUUUUCCUGUGCUCGCUCGUGGUCUCCAACGAGAAGGAGAGCGCAAGGUUGUUCCCCGAAGCACUCAACUUUCUCUUUUCUACCAUCGCCAUCCUUGCCCCGCUGGACAGGCAGGGGCUGGCCAAGGUGCGCGCCGCGGCCGAGGAGUAUGGCAUCCCGACACCGGACGUGGAUGCUGAGCACUCGCAGCACUUGCGUCUCGAGGAAGACAGCGCCGUCGAGGCAGCGCAACAGCCCGUGGACCUGCCGAGCCUCAUCACCGCCAAGAAGCAAGACGCGGAUGCACACCAACGAGCCGAGCUUCUCUCGGUGGCCCUCGCCCUCACGGCUGACUUUAGCACACUGUACGCCGGCUCAACUUCGUACGUGGAGCUGUUCACACCGCUGUCUGUUUUGAUCUCGACGAGCUCGUCGACAUCGGGUUCGACGGUCGGUGCGACACUGGUGCGACAGUUGAAGAUGGCUUUGUCUUCGCGCCGCUUCCUGCGUCUGCAGGCGCACCGGGCGAUUGCGAUCGCCUCGCACGUUCCCAAGUUCGACCAGCAGGGCUACAACCCGGACCGCAAGUCGGCGCUCGACCCGGACGUGGAGCGCGUGCAGAUCCAAAAGAUGAAGGCGCUCAUCAAGAAGGAGCGCAAGGGCGCCAUCCGCGAGCUGCGCCGCGACAACCAGUUCAUCGCCGAGGUGCGCCGACAGGAACAGGCAGACGAGGACAGCAGCUACAAGAACAAGAUCAACAAGAUCAUGUCCACGCUCCAGGUGGAACGGAGCGAGCAGAAGCAGCUCGAGCGCGCCAAGGCCAACAUCAAGCGCAGAGCAGGCAAGAAGUGA